AUACAUUGUUUGUUACCUUUUUUUUAAAUUUUUGCGCUUUAAUUUGUUGGCAUUACAAUUUUUUCAUUUAAACACCAACCAUGUCCUUAUCGACCAGACCUAGAAGACGAGCUGCUACUAAAGUAACAAGUAUUAUAGAAUUAUCAGAUAGCGAUGAAAAUGAGGGAGCAUCACCAGAAAAAAGACAACGUACCAUUAAGGUAAUUGCGAAAGAACCUAACAGAAAUCGCGCAGAGAAGGCUUCCUCUUCGAAAGAGAAAAAGGAACCUAAAGCUCGUAAACCUAGAGGGGAUAAAAAAUCGAAAGAAUCGUCUAAAACUGAUGAGAAUACACCACCAAAUGUUGGCGAAACUAAUGACAAAGAUGAUGAUGACGCGAACGAGGUACAGGAGAUAAGAGAUUCGCCUGCUAGAGAUAUAACUGAGGGCCAGUGCUUAGAGCCAGAAGCUGUAGAUACUAGUUGUGGUUUAAAUAAUGAAAGUAUGUAUGACGAACAACCACGUGCUAGUAGACACCAAGGCAGAAAUAGUUUUUGGGCACGCCGCAAAGUGUGGACUAUUGAUGAACUGUUGGCCGAAACUACUAACAUUGAGCCGCGUGCUGCUCGUAAUAUUGUUCAACUAUUUGAAAAUGAAAAUACUAUCCCCUUUAUUUGUCGUUAUCGUCGCGAUUUGGUCGAUCACAUUGAGCCGGAAAAGUUGCGUGAUAUUAAGAACAGUUAUACGGAAAUUGUUAAUUUACGUAAAAAAGCGGAGACGAUCGUGACACAGCUGGAAAAGGAAAAUGUUAUCGAUGAGGAAAUUCGAACGGAAAUGUUGUGUGCCAAAACCUCUGAGGAAUUGGAGUUUUUGUAUGCUCCCUAUAAACCAGCCAGUAAAGGUUCAUUAGCUGAAAGAGCUAAAGCUUUAGGAUUAGAACAAUAUGCAGAUCGUUUACUCUAUGGAGAACUGCCACAAGUUUCUACACGACAACUAGUAGAUCGUAAGAAUCCCGAUAUGGAUACAGAAGAAAAAGUUAUAACCGGUAUAUGCCACAUUAUAUCACACAAUAUAAGUAAACAUACUGGAGUUUUGGAAGAAUUAAGAAGAUUGCAAAAGGUCCAUCGUAUAGUUUUAAAAACUUCAAAAGUUAAAACACCCACUGGCAAAGAUAAAGAUUCAUCAACAGCUUCAACUUCCUCACACGGCCACGGUGGUCAUGGUAAUAAUAAAAAUGAUGCCUCAAAAUAUGAAACCUAUUAUGACUAUCAAAAUGAUGUACGCUAUAUGAAACCACAUCAAAUCUUGGCCAUAAAUCGUGCUGAAAAACUUAAAUUUCUUUCGGUUAAAAUUAUUAUAGCCGAUUAUGUGCGCAAGGAUAUAGAACGUUAUGUGCGCAGUAUAUUUAUGGAAGAGGGUGAAAAGUAUCCUUUAAGAUUUGAAGUUUUCAAUAAAGCCUUCGAGGAAUGUUAUACGAAAAAAUUGCAACCCUUAAUGACUCGUCAAAUUAGAUCAGAUUUAAAUGAAUCGGCUAAAAAGGCCUCCAUAGAUGUUUUUGCCAAAAAUCUCAAACAGCUGCUGUUAAUGUCACCCUUAAAGGGAGAACGUAUUUUGGGUAUAGAUCCCGGCUUCACGAAUGGUUGCAAAUAUGCCGCCAUCUCAGAAACAGCAGAUGUUUUGGAAACUGGGGUAUUGUAUCCUCAUAAACGUAAUACAGAUCCCGAAAAGUGGGGUGAAGAUUUGGCUAAAAUAUUAUUAAGGCACAAAAUUAAUAUCAUCGCUUUAGGCAAUGGCACAGCUUGUCGUGAAACAGAAUUUUGGCUUUCGAAACUUUUUGAAUUGGGUAUAUUAGAUUCAACUAAUGUACGCUAUAGUAUAGUAUCCGAACAGGGUGCCUCUAUAUACUCAUGUAGUGAUGUAGCUAAAAAAGAAUUUCCCAAUAUGGAUAUGAAUGAAAUAAGUGCUGUAUCCAUAGCAAGACGUUUAAAUGAUCCAUUAAGUGAAUAUGUUAAAAUCGAACCACGACACAUUGGUGUGGGCAUGUAUCAGCAUGAUAUAAAUGAAAAACAACUGACAGAAUCCCUAAAUGAAGUGGUAUCGGAAUGUGUGAGUUAUGUGGGUGUCGACAUAAAUUCGGCCAGCAUAACGGUGCUUAAACACAUUGCCGGUUUGACGGAGAAAAAAGCUGAGAAAAUUAUACAGCAUCGUUUGGAAAAUGGUUUAUUUCGUACACGUAAGGAUUUACUGCAAGUUAAGUCUAUUGGAGAAAAGACUUUUGUACAAUGUGCUGGUUUCAUACGCAUCGAUCCUCGCAGUUUGGGAGGUACUAUAGAGAAUUUGUUGGAUUGUACUUGGGUACAUCCGGAGAGUUAUGCAGUUGCUAAAAAAAUAAUUUCUAAAUGCAACUUGGACUUAAAGAAUAUCGGCUCCGAUGACUUCAUACAAAAGAUUAGCAACUAUAAAAACCUUUCUAAUAUGGAUGAAUUGGCUAAAGAAUUUAAAACUCCCAAGGAACGAUUAGAUGUCGUCUUUCUAGCCCUACAGCGUGAACUCUUCAAAGAUUAUCGCAGUGAUUUCGAUAAAAGGCCACUAUUUAAACAGGGUUUAACCAAAAUCACGGAACUAUCACAAUGUGAUGUUCUAACAGGAGCCAUUACUAAUAUCACACAUUUUGGAGCUUUCGUUGAUAUCGGAGUAGAAUGUGAUGGUCUAAUACAUAUUAGUAAUAUGGGUAAAAUUAAAUUAAAUAUUGGGGAUCGUGUUACAGUAUCCAUUGUGCAGUUAGAUGUUAAACGCAAACGUAUUGGUUUACGUUUGGAAGAAAUGCUAUUGGAAACGGAUACAUCGUUUACGUUUGCUUAAGAAGGAACGAAAUGAAAUGACCUAGUUUUAGAAACAUAUUAAAGUUAUAAAAGGUAUGUUAAUAUUUUUGCCUAAUAAUUAUUUAGUAAAUAUACAUAAUACAAAAAUGACACACACACUCCUGAAUAAAGUGUAUAUUAAGUUUAUAUGUAUAAUAAACAACACUUAUAUAAUUAAUCAAACUACAUUGCAUGGACAUUUGUCAAACAACUCAGAUAUCAGUGGAAAAAGGAUUAUAUUGCUCUUAUUUUUAACUGUUGUUAACAUAUUUUCUAUUUAUUAUAUGUUUAUCGUUUAAACUGUGUUUUCUUUUGUCUGUAUGUAUUGUUAUGCAUUGCAAAAAAGUUAAAUUCUUUAUUUCUUAAGAAAAUCUUUACAAAUCUGUCUUAAUAGAUUAAUUUAUUCAAUAAAUAUAUUUUUUAUAUUA
Messenger RNA from Lucilia cuprina (Australian sheep blowfly), 3267 nucleotides. RefSeq lists its product as uncharacterized. NCBI's taxonomy places the organism in Eukaryota, Metazoa, Arthropoda, Insecta, Diptera, Calliphoridae. Bases 81 to 2840 code for a protein of 919 amino acids. Gene Ontology annotation, molecular function: mRNA binding; structural constituent of ribosome. The record is from RefSeq and is a predicted model, not a curated record. Gene Ontology annotation, biological process: nucleobase-containing compound metabolic process; translation. The transcript has 9 exons.